Cercocebus atys (sooty mangabey) is the source of this 2575-nucleotide messenger RNA. RefSeq names its product extensin-like. Bases 1920 to 2537 code for a protein of 205 amino acids. The record is from RefSeq and is a predicted model, not a curated record. Lineage: Eukaryota; Metazoa; Chordata; Mammalia; Primates; Cercopithecidae. The transcript has a single exon.
CAGCCUGGGUGACAAAGUGAGACCCUGUUAUGAAAGAAAAAAGAAAAGAAAAGGAAAGAAUAAAAGGACAGGAGGCAGUGGCCAGGACAGCAUGUAAGUGGGAUAAUUCUUGGGUAAUGAAAAGGACUAGAAUGCAGGUGAUGGACUUUGGUGACAAAAUGCAAACUAUGCAUACAACAAGGAGAGUUAAUGUUCAGAAUAUGUGAAAAAACUUUCACAAUAACUCCAAGAAAAGACUUAGGUUUUCACUACAAAGAAAUGCUAAGUGCUGAGGUGAUAGAUCUACUAAAUACCCUGAUUUGACUAUUGCUCAAUGCACACAUGUACAGAAACAUCACACUGUAUCCCACAAAUAUCCACAAUUAUCACAUAUCAAUUAAAAUAAAACUUCUAAAAUAUGGAAAACUUCUUAAAAGUAAACAAACAAACAAAAAUCAGGAAAAGCAGAGGCCAUAGAAUUAAAUCAGGCCAUUUAAAUGGACAUUCAAGUCAGUCAGGAUGAACUCAAGUAUAAGACUUUAGGAAAAGUGUGAAAGUUUUCACUGAAAAUUUCCAAGAGAUCUGAAGGUGGCAGUGCCAGGGAACUAGCAGUGGGGGUGGGUAGCACAUGUUUCUAAGAGCAAGAGAUUUUCUAAUAGGAGGAGAGAAAUAAUGAUUCCCAAGGAAUUGGAAGGAGCAAAGAGACUCUAUAAACCACAUUCCCACCUGAAGUACUUUAAGUAUUCUGGAGUUUGAGAGAAUGUGUAAUCUCUACUUGACAUCCAAGGGAAGCAAUGCCCUCAAGGGAAAUCCAGGUUACAGUUACAGCCAGGAGAUGCAAGGAACUGUCAAAGAUAGAGCAGCCAAAGGAAAUCAGGACAUUGGCUUGUCAUACAGCUGGACUUUCAAGAGACGACAACUGAAUGUUUUGUGCAGUGUGGGAGGAAAGGGGUGCUGGACCAAGAGAGAGAAUUCAGAAUAUAGUGGUAGGAGUGCAGGAGAGAAUGGGAGAACAAAGGGGCUUAGGGUUUGGAUAGUGAUCACAGAAACCAGGAAUGUUCAGCAGAGAGGGUUGCUCCAUCAGACAAAAGAAUGGAGAAGUGUGCAAGGGCCUUCUUAGCCAUCCCACAUGGAAUCAGAUAGCUCAGCAAGAAAGUCUAAAUCUAGUCAUUACGUGUCCAGGAGUGGGCAGUCCUCCUGCUAGCAUUGGCCCUAUGUUUAUGGUUCCUGUUAAGAGGACAGGGGAACAGGGACCAAGAGGUUACUACAGAAAGUCAAGUUGUGCUCUGAAGCGCCCCCUGCAGGACCCUGUCCAGAGAGACAGGAGCGGUUGAGGCUGCUGGUCAGCACUCUGGGCUAUUUUGUGCUCCCUCCCACCUGCUCCUCCUUUUGGCCCAAGUUCUAGUCCCACUUGCUUUGUCACCCCCUCCUAUGGCAGCUUCCUCUCUGGUCUUCAGUGUCCUCAUUGAUCUAAUGAAUACACAUCGCUCCUCUAAUCACAAAUAUUCAUGCAGAAGUAUAAAUGAUGUGAAAGUGCUUUGAAAAUUGUAGUAAGUGAAAGGGCACUGACUUCUUCCCAUUUUCCCAAGUCCUGCUUCAGAACCACUCUCCUAGGCCCCAAGCCCCUAACUCCUUCUUGGCCGUUUAAUCAAACUUUGCCUACUGAAGGGCAUAACUAUAUGGUAUCCCCAGAACGGGGACUAAUAUUACAGCCCCCAUUUCUUCUCUUUGCUAUUUGCCAUGAUACUCUUAAACCUAGAGACUGGGAUCCUCUCCCUAGGCCAAAAGGGAGGGGCACAUAGGCAUCAUAAUGGGCAUUCAGACAUGGUAUGAUGUGAGGGGUGGGCAUGAGAUAAAUGCUGGAGUAGGUCUGGGCAACACCCCAGUUACUCAUUUGGACUCACUGGGACAAGUGCUUAACUAGAAUUCUCAAUGAAGAAAUGACAAGAAGGCUCCCUCCAAUUUCUCAAUUUCCACCCCGCCCGAUACCCAGUUUGAUUCCGCACCCUCCUAAUCCAUGCCACCCUUGUAAUCCAACCCGCUCUCCUAAGGCAACCCACUUACCCCCCCUUUAUCCUCAAUCUGCCAAGACUCUUUCUCCUCUCCAGAAGUAUGUAGAUUUUUCAGUUUUCUACCCUAACUGUUAUCCCACUGUGGCUCAUGCCUGCCCUCCCCACUACCCUACCCUAAAACUCUUCCUGCCCUGCUCUUCUGCUCUUCAUCACAGACUAUCUAUUUGCCAAUGCCGUGGUCCCACAACUCUUUCUGGCAACUUCCCUAUCUAUGCCUCUAGCCCUCUUAGCCCUGUUUGCCAAAGCUGUGGUUUCAGAGCUCUUUCCUGUGACUCCCCUGUCUAUCCACCUACUCCUCCUCCUAGCCCUGCUUGCCAAUGCUGUGGUCCCAGAAUUCCUUCCUGUCACUCCCCUGUCUAUCCGCCUACUCCUCAUCCUAGCCCUACUACUUCCCAAUACUCUAGUCCCAGAACUCUUUCCUGUGACUCCUUUAUCUAUUCCUCUACUACUACUUCUAGCUCUGUUUGCGAAUGCUGUGAUCCCUGAACUUUUUCCUGUCACUCCCCUAUCGAUCCCCCUACUCC